Messenger RNA from Solenopsis invicta (red fire ant), 2382 nucleotides. It is a transcript of the gene Maf1, whose product is annotated as repressor of RNA polymerase III transcription MAF1 homolog. Lineage: Eukaryota; Metazoa; Arthropoda; Insecta; Hymenoptera; Formicidae. The coding region runs from base 1141 to 1848 and encodes 235 amino acids. Gene Ontology annotation, biological process: negative regulation of transcription by RNA polymerase III. Gene Ontology annotation, cellular component: nucleus. The record is from RefSeq and is a predicted model, not a curated record. Gene Ontology annotation, molecular function: RNA polymerase III core binding. The transcript is spliced from 5 exons.
UAAACUGGUCAGAGCUCGCGCGCGUCGAGGAAGGUCGAGUGCGUUGCGUCGUCGGGUUGAGUGCAGGACGGGUGAUUUGGUGAGAUCGUGACAAGUGCCAUCGCGCGAUUUUGAGUGAAGAGAAGCUCGAUCAAGUGGAAUUCCGACAGCGAUCGUAUCAAAGAACGACAAUGUCCGUGAUUAUGGAUUGUUAUCGUCAGUAGCGGGCGCUACGCGUGAGGCACUGUGUCUUUGCGGCAUAUACGUAUAUAUAUAUAUCUCCCUCUCUUUCGCUCGUUCGCGCGAGAAGAAAGGCCAGGCAUCCGUGACUGAGAUCUUGACGUCUCCUGUCAAUUCGAGAACAAAACGCGAAGUUGCGCUUCGUCGCUGUGUUUUGUUGUGUGCGUGUGUGUGCGCGCGUGUGUGCGUUCAUUUGCUGCGUUUUUUCGCGCGGCCCUAACCAGAAAGACGAUAAAUAUUUUCCUUCGAGCCCCCAGUCUCGCCAGAAGAGGCGAGCGCACCUUUGUUUAUCGGUGGGAUUCGUCGCGUCGCGUCGCGUCGCGUCAUUGCUCGGUCUCUCGCUCUUUCGUAUCUGUCUCUCUCUCUCUCUCUUUCCCUCCCUCUUUCGAUUCUAUAAGUAGCGGGCAGCGCGCACGUAGGACAAGUAUACUCGCCUGCGACUCCUCGGGGAAGUAGAGGACCUUGACUCUCGCGCUCACCAAGCCUGCUCUGGAACUCGAUCACCUUCCCCCAAAUCCUUAACUAGCUAUCUGUAAUGUGCAAGUACAGUAAGGAGACCGGGAAGACCACUACGUCGACAAUUAAUCUCGUACACUCGAAGAGGAAAGGAAUUUUCAUACACAUAAAAGAGAUGCCCAACAACAACCUGAUAAGUCCACGUAGUCAAAGAAGCUUCCUUACGUUUCGCUUGUACUGAACGACCGGACUGUUGGGAAUUCUGAACAAACGUAUCUAGAUUCGCCUGAACAGCGAGUAAUAAGAGCUCUGGGAUCAACAGAGAGAGAUAGAGAUGUCAACGUUGUAAGUCGGGUAGGCCCGACCGUGGGGGUGAAUCACCGACACAACGUAGUUUCCCAGCUCUUCAAGGUAGAAGUCGCAGAUUCUUCGCGUAAUCCGAGAAAUCGCAACAUUAGCAACAAGAUGAAGCUGCUGGAGAAUACGCAUUUGGAAGCUAUAAACAGUGCCUUGUCCAUCAAGACCGGAGAUAGCAAGAUAAUCGGAAGGAUUGAGAGUUACUCUUGUAAGAUGACAGCCAACGACAAGCAAAUGUACAAACGGUAUAACGCGGAGCAGGGAGGCACGCCGCACGAUCUGCAAGCUUUAUCACCACCGCAGACAUCUUUAGGAACAUCUCCUGCUCAGGGUUGCUUGAGUCGUAGCGUUUCCGGUGACGAAGAGGGUCCAUUGUGCGACACGAUUAGCAGGAAGACAUUGUUUUAUCUAAUCGCAACUUUGAAUUCAACCUUUAAUCCAGACUACGAUUUCUCGGACGCCAAGAGCCACGAGUUCAGCAAAGAACCGAGCUUACAAUGGGUAAUGAAUGCAGUGGACGGUAAUCUUAACGCUACUGCGGGUGACCACUAUCGUUCAUUACGUUCUGCACUUUGGGCGGCCGUUGACAAAGAAAUAUCGUUGCAAGGAUGCGAUAUUUAUAGUUACAAUCCGGACUUCGCGUCAGAUCCUUUUGGGGAAGACGGAUGCCUGUGGUCCUUCAAUUAUUUCUUUUAUAACAAAAAGCUGAAGCGCAUCGUCUUUUUCACAUGCAGAGCGAUAAACCCUCUCUACGUGCCGGAUUCUGGGGUUGGUAGCGACUUCGCUAUGGAUGAAGAUGACGAAGAUAUCUAUUAGAUCACUUACGUGUGACACACAUACACAGAUACACACAUACAUGAAUUUAUAUUUGCAAUUCUUAAUCUUCAAACCUUGAAUCUUCAUACUAUCCUGAUUUCCAUUACAAUUCAGUUAUAUCUAUUUUAAAUACUACUUUAGAAUUUCUGUGAUUGUCAGUCACUAAUAAUACUUGCAAAAAUCUCUUAGACGAUAAAAGUCUUACUUUCAUAGUUUAUUAAGAUAUUGACUUUGAAUACCUUUUAACGAAACUCUCUCGAGAAAUAAUUUUUUUUUUAAGGAGUAGAUUAUUAUAUAUACAUAUACAUACAUAUAUACAUAUAUAUAUAUAUAUAUAUAUAUAUAUAUAUAUAUGUAUAUAUGUACUAUAUUCUAUAUUAUCUCUAUGAAAAAUCCUUGCAAAUUUAUUAGAACAAGCUAUAAGGAUUCUUCUCUGUCUCUUUGUGAUGUGAUCAUGUUAUUACUCUUUGACAUAAUAUUAAACAUAUAUUUUGAAGGCAAAUUGUACGUAAUAAAGUCCAAUAAUAACUGUUA